Messenger RNA from Helobdella robusta, 972 nucleotides. RefSeq lists its product as hypothetical. NCBI's taxonomy places the organism in Eukaryota, Metazoa, Annelida, Clitellata, Rhynchobdellida, Glossiphoniidae. The transcript is spliced from 8 exons. Gene Ontology annotation, biological process: monoatomic cation transmembrane transport. Gene Ontology annotation, molecular function: protein-containing complex binding; intracellularly cGMP-activated cation channel activity; cGMP binding. The annotation marks the transcript as partial. The record is from RefSeq and is a predicted model, not a curated record. Gene Ontology annotation, cellular component: plasma membrane; intracellular cyclic nucleotide activated cation channel complex.
UUCAUCAAGAUUCAAACAUUUUGGGAAUUUUAUGAUAGACUAGACCAGCAGGUCACAUCAGCUUACAUCGUUAGAGUCGCUCGCAUAAUGACGUAUAUGUUGUACUUUAUCCACGUUGAAGCCUGUUUAUACUUUGCCGUCUGCGUCUACAUCGGUGUUGGCAAGGAUGGCUGGGUCUGGUCUGGUAAAACAAACCCGUACAUCCACUCCAUGUACCUGGCCACGAAGACGGCAGCCUGCAUAGGUAACAAUUGGAACCCCACCAACGUACUAGAGUUUGCUUUCAUGACCUUCUAUUGGCUUCUCGGCAUUUUUAUAUUCGCUCUUCUCAUUGGUCAGAUUCGAGAUAUCUUUCGAGCGCUGGACGCAAACAGGGACAAAUACCGCAAGUCGAUCGACCAGGCGAUGUUCUAUUUGAAGUCUCUUGGAGUGCCCCAGGAGAUGAGGGAUAGAGUCAAACUCUGGUUCACUUACAACUGGGAUAACUCGAAAACAUUGGAUGAAAAUUCCUUGCUCGAUCCACUGCCAAAAAAGAUGAAGACAGACAUGGCGAUACACGUGCAUCUAUCGACACUCAGUAAAGUCAGUCUUUUCCAGGAUUGUGAGAAAAGUCUUCUAAAUGAUUUGGUGCUCAAAUUGAAACCGGUCCUGUUUUUGCCUGGAGAUUAUAUAUGCCGGAAGGGAGAGGUGGGAACAGAGAUGUACAUCGUGAAAAUGGGGCUAGUUGAGGUUGUAGGCGGUCCUAACAAUAGCAUCGUGUUUGCUACGCUUAAAGAAGGGAGCGUUUUUGGCGAAAUAAGUUUGUUAGCACUAGCAGGAGGAAACAGAAGAACUGCCGACGUACGAUCAAAAGGAUUCUCCCAACUCUUCCUCCUAUCAAAAGCCGACUUUGAAGAGGCAAUGGAAGACUAUCCGGAAGCCUAUAAGAUGCUAAAACACAAAUCUAAGUUUGUUUCAUUUAUAAUUGGUUAA